GAUACCCUCUGUUGAUCUGAGGCCAAUGGGUCAAGCUCAGUUCAUAGUUAACCUCGAAGACGAUGAGAGACCUUAUUUCGGUAGCGUUACUGCUGGUAAUGGUUGGACUUGGCUACGCCCAAGUCCAUCCGGAUAUUGCUGAAGAUGCCUAUCUGGAUUCCCUAGGAUUGCUUCGCAAAUACGGUUACCCCGCCGAGGAGCACAUCGUUGAAACGGACGACGGCUACCUGUUGGGAGUUCAUCGCUGUCCAGGCAGUCCAGUGUCUCCUCCGGCUGCCGGUAAACCCGUAGUCUUGCUGCAGCAUGGAAUGUUGAGUUCCUCGGCGGAUUACAUCCUGAUGGGACCGCAGACCAGCUUGGUGUACAUGUUGGCCGAUGCCGGGUUCGACGUCUGGAUGGGUAACUCCCGUGGGAAUCGUUACUCCAAUCGGCACCGCUCGAGGAACAACCAGACGCAGGUGUUCUGGGACUUUUCGUGGCACGAAGUCGGCAGUAUUGACGUUCCGAACGUGAUCGACUACAUUCUGGCCCGGACGGGACAGCAACGGUUGCAGUACGUGGGUCACUCGCAAGGAACGACCGUAUUCUGGGUCAUGAUGUCCCAACAUCCGUACUACAACCAGCGGGUCAAGAGCGCCCACUUGCUGGCCCCGGCCGCUUACAUGCAUCGCACGCGUAGUCCGUACGUCAUCUUCUUGGCAGCGUACCUGCACACUACGGAGCUGAUGCUGCAGAUGAUGGGCACGUACUACUUUGCUCCGACGAACGAGAUGGACAUUCAGGGAGGGAUCGACAAAUGCCGUGACGGGGCUCCGUUCCAGCAGAUGUGCACGAUCACCACUUUCCUGAUGGCUGGAUUCAACUCGCAGGAAGUCAACUACACAAUGCUCCCGGUCAUGCACGGUCAUUCACCGGCCGGAGCGUCAGCCAUGCAGAUGAUCCACCAUGCGCAGACGGUCCGAUCGCAGAUCUUCCGCCAGUACGAUUUUGGCCCGACGCAGAACAUGAUCCGGUAUGGAUCAUUGACACCGCCCAGCUACAAUCUGAACAACGUCCAGGCUCCGACGCUGCUCUACCACAGCACCAACGACUGGCUGGCCACGCCGGAGGAUGUUCUGCUCCUGGCCAGUCAGUUGCCAAAUGUUCGCAAGCGUUACCUCGUUCCGAUGCACGAGUUCAACCACAUGGACUUUGUCUGGGCCAUCAACGUUCGGUCGCUACUGUACAACGAGCUGCUGGCCGAUUUACGAGCGUACGCCUGAGUGGCUCUUGAAUCGAUUUAUGGACACUUGAAAAAUGAUACAAUUAAGCUAAUAUUGGUUUGAACUAGA
Molecule: messenger RNA, 1331 nt
Organism: Aedes aegypti (yellow fever mosquito)
Lineage: Eukaryota; Metazoa; Arthropoda; Insecta; Diptera; Culicidae
Product: lipase 3
Exons: 3
Coding region: 63-1262 (399 amino acids)
Molecular function (GO): hydrolase activity, acting on ester bonds
Source: RefSeq, a predicted model, not a curated record